Molecule: messenger RNA, 567 nt
Organism: Scaptodrosophila lebanonensis
Lineage: Eukaryota; Metazoa; Arthropoda; Insecta; Diptera; Drosophilidae
Product: C-type lectin 37Da-like
Exons: 2
Coding region: 1-567 (188 amino acids)
Biological process (GO): biological process involved in interspecies interaction between organisms
Cellular component (GO): external side of plasma membrane
Molecular function (GO): carbohydrate binding
Source: RefSeq, a predicted model, not a curated record
AUGUUCAACACCUACACUCGAGUUCUACUUAUCUUUGGGGUCUUGGCCAUAAGUAUGGCUUACAAAAUAACCCCAUACAUAAGAGAAGGCAUACCAGACGCAGCGAACGUUACAACUGCUCCCUUCCUCAAGAUCGGCGACGGCUACUAUAGAAUUGUGCCAUACGAACAGAGAAAUUGGUACAGCGCCUACGAGCAGUGUCGUAAAUGGGGCUCCGAAUUGGUUACCUUCGAGAAUGUGACCGAAUACGAUACGGUUGUGACAUAUCUGGAUCAGCAGUACGGACGAACGGCACGAUUCUGGACCUCAGGCAACGAUCUGGCCACAACAGGCACCCACAAUUGGUUCACCAAUGCAGAACCCAUUACCCUGAAUAGAUGGGCCACAAACCAGCCGGACAAUUACCUGGGAAUCGAGCAUUGCAUACUAAUAGCCUACGUUAAUUACAACUCGACGAAUUACCAACUGAAUGAUAGUCCCUGUGCCAACAGUACUGCUCUCUACGGAUAUAUCUGCGAAGCAGACAAACCAAUAACGGCAUCGUUCAUCAUCACUAAUUUUUCAUAG